Episyrphus balteatus (marmalade hoverfly) is the source of this 601-nucleotide messenger RNA. It is a transcript of the gene Vha13, whose product is annotated as V-type proton ATPase subunit G. Gene Ontology annotation, biological process: proton transmembrane transport. NCBI's taxonomy places the organism in Eukaryota, Metazoa, Arthropoda, Insecta, Diptera, Syrphidae. Gene Ontology annotation, molecular function: proton-transporting ATPase activity, rotational mechanism. The record is from RefSeq and is a predicted model, not a curated record. The coding region runs from base 145 to 498 and encodes 117 amino acids. Gene Ontology annotation, cellular component: vacuolar proton-transporting V-type ATPase complex. The transcript has 4 exons.
UCGCGUGACAUCUGCGCGUGACUGUCUCCAUCUUUUGGAAGCUUUUUUCGUUAUCAAAAUGUAUGUAUUUGACAUUUUCAGCAGCACAGUACAUUUUGUAAUUUGGUCAUCAAUUCGUCAGCAGUUGAUUAAAUAUUGUAAAAAAUGACUAGCCAAACUCAAGGAAUCCAGCAAUUGCUUGCUGCUGAGAAAAAAGCAGCAGAAAAAGUAUCCGAAGCACGAAAACGCAAGGCAAGAAGAUUGAAGCAAGCUAAGGAUGAAGCUACUGAGGAAAUUGAGAAAUAUCGUCAAGAAAGGGAAAAGCAAUUCAAGGAAUUCGAGGCCAAGCAUAUGGGCUCUAGGGAAGGAGUUGCAGCCAAAAUCGAUGGUGAUACUCGCAUCAAAUUGGAUGAAAUGAAUCGUGCAAUUCAGUCGCGAAAGGAACCUGUUAUCAAUGAAAUCUUGCAAUUCGUUUACUCGAUUGAACCUGAAAUGCAUAAGAAUUACCGCAAGCAGUAAAUGUUGAGAACAUAAUUGUAAAAAGUAUUAAUUGCGUAGUUAAUGUUUGAUGUUUAUUAAAAAAUAAUAAUUUCCUUGUGCGUUUGAAACGUUAAAAAUACAA